UCUAGGACACCUAGGGAGAGGAGGGUGGAUAUCAAGCGGCGCCCACCCCCCGGAGCACUAUUUUCAUCUCUGAUUGGCUCAGCUGGGUGCCAGUCGCUACUCCACCCGCUGCUGAUAGGUCAUCCAAGCGCCGCUUUGCGCGGCGCCGGCCCCGCCCCCGUCGGGUGUUUGUGGUGGGGCUGCGGAGUCGCCGAUCCCGCCGGAAGCGCCAGGACAAUGGGGACUCGGGACGACGAGUACGACUACCUAUUCAAAGUGGUGCUCAUCGGGGACUCGGGCGUGGGCAAGAGCAACCUGCUGUCCCGCUUCACCCGCAACGAGUUCAACCUGGAGAGCAAGAGCACCAUUGGUGUGGAGUUCGCCACCCGCAGCAUCCAGGUGGACGGCAAGACCAUCAAGGCGCAGAUCUGGGACACCGCCGGCCAGGAGCGCUACCGCGCCAUCACCUCCGCGUACUAUCGCGGUGCUGUGGGCGCCCUGCUGGUGUACGACAUUGCCAAGCACCUGACCUAUGAGAACGUGGAGCGCUGGCUGAAGGAGCUUCGGGACCAUGCAGAUAGCAACAUCGUCAUCAUGCUGGUGGGCAACAAGAGUGACCUGCGCCACCUGCGGGCUGUGCCCACCGACGAGGCCCGAGCCUUUGCAGAAAAGAACAACUUGUCCUUCAUCGAAACCUCUGCCUUGGAUUCCACCAACGUAGAGGAAGCCUUCAAGAACAUCCUCACAGAGAUCUACCGCAUUGUGUCACAGAAACAGAUCGCAGACCGCGCCGCCCACGACGAGUCCCCUGGGAACAACGUGGUGGACAUCAGCGUGCCGCCCACAACGGAUGGACAGAAGCCCAACAAGCUGCAGUGCUGCCAGAACCUGUGACCCCUGCACCUCCAUCCGCCUCUCCCAUGGUGUUCUCCGGCCCCUCCCUGCUGUCUCUCUGUGGCCGGCUCGCUCCAGCCCUCCCAGUGAGCUCUGCAUGGCCGGGCUGGGGCCCAGGAAGGACAGGAGCCAGUGCUACCCCCGUCCUGCCUGGGAAAAAGCUAGAAACCCUGGUUUGCUGCACCCACCCAACUCGGGUCCCCUCGGGCGUCUUGGCCAGGUGGGGAGGGUGGCAGGAUGGACAGGGCUGGCCAGAGAUGAGGAGGACGGCCGCAUGGUGCCGGCUUCUCAACUUUUCCUCGGCAGACUCCAGGGAGUGAUUGCCUCCCUCCCUGUGUGGCUGGGUGACCCAGCCAGCCCAUUGUCCCCACCCAGAACCCUGCUCCAGUCCAAAGCCCCAAGAACCAGGCAGCGGGGUCCAGGGCAGGUGGAACCCCCCAGGCUCUUGGCACCCACCCGCUCCUCCGCGAAUAGCAGCUCGCACAGGCCUCCCACCUCUGCCUGUUGACUGAUGCAGGGAGAAGCCCGUCACCCUCUCCCCCACCCAUCUCCUGCACGCAGCGUGCCCUCUCGGCCCUCCCACUCCCCCUCCUCUGUCUCAUUUCCCUUCUGGUCUGGAACCUGUUUGCAAGUGAAGCAAUAUCUCCAUGUUUUGUAUAUACAACCGCUCUUGUAGCCUUUGGUUUUUGUUAUUGUAGAGAAACACAGAUUCUUUAUACACUUUGUAAGAUUUAUGCCGAACCCCAGCUCUCGACCUCUUCUUCUCCCUGUGGCCCCUGCACUGUUGCCCCCCGUCCCUGUCCCCUCUCCCAUUACUAAAAUGUAUAAUCCAACUUCCUGUACAGAAACUUG
Cebus imitator (Panamanian white-faced capuchin) is the source of this 1725-nucleotide messenger RNA. It is a transcript of the gene RAB11B, whose product is annotated as RAB11B, member RAS oncogene family. The transcript has 5 exons. Lineage: Eukaryota; Metazoa; Chordata; Mammalia; Primates; Cebidae. Gene Ontology annotation, molecular function: GTP binding; GTPase activity. The coding region runs from base 217 to 873 and encodes 218 amino acids. Gene Ontology annotation, biological process: regulated exocytosis; constitutive secretory pathway. The record is from RefSeq and is a predicted model, not a curated record. Gene Ontology annotation, cellular component: recycling endosome.